AUGUCGACCAUCUCAUCAGUGACCAUCUCGUCGCUGGCGUACAAGAAGCUCGUUCUGCACACGGCCAAAUACCCUACCGCGCGGGUGCUCGGCUUGCUACUUGCCGACACCGCCUCUUCUUCCACCCUGAGCAUUACGGAUGCCAUCCCGCUCUCGCAUCACUGGACAUCGCUCGCGCCCAUGGCGGAAGUCGCGCUGUCCCUUGCCACCUCCUACGCCUCCACAAAGAACCUCACCGUCGUCGGGCUGUACGAGGCACCGGAGAUGGUGUCCGACCGCAGCACGUCGCAGCAGGCCAACAAGCUCGCCGAGAAGAUCGCGAGCCUUGCCGGUCGAGAAGCGGUGCUACUGCUCGUCGAUAAUGCGUCGAUUCUCAGUACCACCCAGCCAUUGAGCGCGUACACCGUGGUAGCAGGUGGAAAAGGGGAGGCGAAGCCAAAGGCGUUACCCGCAUCGGCGGUGUCGUUGCAAAACGCAGCGAGUAGCCUCGAGAGCGCAGUGCGGAAGGAUGCUGCUUGGGAGAAGAUUGUUGACUUUGAUGACCAUCUCGAAGAUCCAUCAUUGGACUGGCUCCAGAAUCCGGCGAUCACAGCAUAA
Molecule: messenger RNA, 597 nt
Organism: Kalmanozyma brasiliensis GHG001
Lineage: Eukaryota; Fungi; Basidiomycota; Ustilaginomycetes; Ustilaginales
Exons: 2
Coding region: 1-597 (198 amino acids)
Cellular component (GO): EMC complex
Source: RefSeq, a predicted model, not a curated record